Prorocentrum cordatum is the source of this 1274-nucleotide messenger RNA. The record is from the annotation of a GenBank genome assembly. NCBI's taxonomy places the organism in Eukaryota, Dinophyceae, Prorocentrales, Prorocentraceae.
AGGACGCACAGGCGAAGAACGCAUCCAAGGGCGGUUCGGAGGAGCAGCAGCUCGUCAUGCAGCUUCUGCCCGCCAUUUCCAUCUACUUUGUCGGCUCCCUGGCCCUGGAGUUGCCCCAGGCGGUGUCCCUGUACUACCUCGCCAACACUGGCCUCACUGUGGCCCAGACGCAGUUUGUCAAGAUGGGGCUGCGGUCAGAGAUCCCUGGCUACGAGGAGUUCGAGAGGACGGGCAAGUUCCCCGAGGGGGCCAUCGAGGAGUCGCUCGCCGCCACCCAGGAACCCUCGAAGUCGCUGCACGAGGCGGCGAUGCGCGCAGACAUUAGGGGCAUCAAGGGGUUCCUUGAGGCCAAGGUCGGCGAGGACGGCACGCCCGGCGAGCCCGCUGCCGACAUCAACGGCUGGGACGAGAAGGAGAUCGCCCCCAUCGGCUACGGUGCCGCCUGCGGCCACACCGACGUCGUAAAGCUGCUCAUCGAGCGCGGCGCGGACCUGAAGAGGCUCGACGGCCAGGGCAACAGCCUCCUGCACUACGCAGCUGGCUACGGGCAUCUGGAAGUUCUUCAGCUGCUGAUCUCCGAAGGCGACGAGGUUUGGCCCGACAAUUCGUGGAAGGACAUAAAAAACAAGAAGGGCCAGUCGAUCAUGGACGCUGCCCGCGUGAACAAGAAGGCGCCCGUGCUCGACUUCCUCAACCGCCAGCUCGGCCUCGCGCCCGAUGUGGAGGUCCUGGAGGACUCCGCCGCGCCCGCGGCGGCCGCGCCCGCGCCGGCGCAGGCUGCGGUGCCCGCCGCAGGGGAAGGCUCGCCCACGGACCAGGCGCGCUCCGCACUGCUGGCUGCGGCGGGGGCGGUGGCGCAGCCGCCGGCGUCGGCGGCUGGAGCAGCUCCUCCCCUGGGCGGUGAGGCCACGGCCGCGAGAAUGAGGGAGGCGAUCGAGAAGCUGAAGUCCGAUCCCAAAGCGAUAGAGCAGGCUCGGGAGAUGAUGGACAAGAUGCCCCCCGGCCUGCUGUCAAUGCUGUCGGGGGGCAAGAUGAAGGAGGAGGAUGCCAAGAAGGCGAUGGAGGCCAUGAAGAAUAUGAAGACGGAGGACACCGAGAUCCUCGCGGGGGCCGAGAAGGUCGUGGGCCGCAUGCCGGCGGGGGCGCCGCCCGGCGCGCCCGUCUCCGCGGCGCCCGAGGUGUUGGACGCCGCCAUGGCGACCGCCGCCGCCCCGGCCGCGGGCGGCAAGACGCCGGUGGCGGUGGAGGCCCAGUCCGCGCGCGCCGUGGACUGA